Molecule: messenger RNA, 2004 nt
Organism: Monosiga brevicollis MX1
Lineage: Eukaryota; Choanoflagellata; Craspedida; Salpingoecidae
Exons: 7
Coding region: 1-2004 (667 amino acids)
Source: RefSeq, a predicted model, not a curated record
AUGAGUGCCAACACGCGCGCGGAAGAGCCUCAGUUGGACCUCCUCUCCCUGGACUUGAGCACGCUUCUUGAGAAUUGCUCAGCUCUUCGCGAAAAAGCCACGCCAGCCGCUUCGCUUUCGGAGCGCUGCAUUGGCAGUGCUAAUCAUCAAACUGCUCCGCUGCCCAGACGGGCAGCGCCACACAACCCACCUAGCCACUGCACUACCCACAAGAUGCUGGGUCUCGCUCUUGAACCCAACGCUCCUGGUUUGGCAGAUGCCGCUCCGCCUCCUCUUAGCAAGGCCUUAUCCAAGGCCCCCCGACGGCGAAUCAGACCCCUGGGCGAUCGGACAAAUCGUGAGGCGGUUCAUCUAGACUCCAAACCCAUGGCCGACAAAGCUGUGGUCCACGAGCUUGCUCCUGCUGAAAGGGAGAGUCAUGACAACUUGCUUGAUCCCCUCAAUCACACACCCUCAACCGUGUCUGCGGAUGCGUCUGUGCGCUUCAGUCAGCGCCUCGAGGAUUUGAUCGCCGCCACGUCUGUCUACAAGCACGAUCAGGCCCUCUUCUACUCAUCGCUCCGUCAGAUCAAGGAGCGACUCGAGAACAAGCAGACGGAGGCCCAGCAACUGCUGAAAUCCAGCCUGCCUCGCAACCUCACCUUUUUCAUCGUUGGCGCGGCCGAUUUCCACACGAAUAGCCCCCUGGCAACUCAGAAGAGAGACCAUCCCCUCGACCUGGCGUUACAGGUUCUCCGCACCAUCGUGGCCCCCUUUCCAGCCUGUACUACCACGCUGCACGACGAUUUGGCGGGCCAACUUUUGUCCUUGAGCUUGCAUUCCAGCCACCUCAACAUUGUGAUUACCGCUAUUGAUCUACUGCACAUUGUCUUUCGUUACGAUUUGAAAGGGAUGCAAACCCUGCUGACACCGACCGCGUGCCGCGAAGUGGUGGCCCGCCUGCACUUUGCCGACGAGCCUCGCCUAGUGGCUCACUUGAGUUCGCUCCUCACACUGGGCCUCUCCCUGGAACACAACGGCGCCGAAGUACAGCGUUAUGGUGGUGUCAAGUGUCUGAUCCUCAAAAUGACCGACUGCCUCCAACAAGAUCAGCUCGAGACGACACGUCACCAUGUCAUGCAAAGCCUUCUCAAUGCUCUGGCGUCACUCGUCUGGCGCAAUGCGGCGGGUCAGGCACAGCUUCUGCGCGGACAUGGCCGUGAUGUUCUUCUCAACUACCUGCGAGAUCGUGAGAUGGGCUCGGCCAUGACCAUUGUCCAAGUGUUGACGCUUUUGGCGCACCUCAGUCGCCAGGACGCGUCUCACGCCAAUGCACUGAUGGACGCCGGCGUAUUGCGCGCGCUCAGUACCUUGUUGAACGUUGCCGAGGCUUUGUCACCCACCAUUCUGGGAUACUUGACCCGGUGCCUGACCGCACCUGACCACGCGGUGCGACUGGCUGCUGCCAAUCACGUCCGCAGUCUUUGCAAGACGCUGAGGCUAUUCAUCAAUGCCUCUCAAGCUCUAAACUCAUUCGUGGCCCUGCGCGCAUUGAUGUGGUUUGGUGCUUGUCAGUUGCAACACAAGAUGGUCAAGGCUUUGUUGAGCGUGCUUCGCGAAUUGCGAGAGGAGCAGCCGGAUGUGGCAGCACACGUGCUCGAGGCACUGGCUCACUUGUUUCGCGAACAUCCCAAAGCAGAGCGCCUGCUCAGUCAGCCUAAGCUAUGGAGCAUGCUUCAGCAAGUGGCUCAACGGCACGCGGAACGCCAUGAUGUGCUCUGCGCCUUGGCCAGUGUGUAUGUGGCCUUGGUCCGGCACGGCAAGGACAUGGAAGUUGGUGAGGCGCAGCGGGUAUUGAGCUUUUGCAACGACGUACUAUUGCGUCUCCAUGAGACUAGCGGCGGGGAAGGCUCACGCCUGGCGCGUGCCUGCAUGGAGAUUCUGGCCCACUGUGCCGAUCAUGACCACUUACUCAUGGCCAUGCGCACCGAUGGUGAGUGGCUGGCCUCGGCAGAACACGAAUAG